AUGCUGCCGUACCUGUUCCCCGAUCUGUCCACCUUUACUACAGGUCCUGCUCCUUCAGGUGUCUCUCAGGUAGACCCUCCUCCCGUCGCUGAGCCUGUCGAGGUCACAGGUGACUCAGGUGCUGCUGCGGGUGGUGCUGCUGGGAGUGCUGAGCCUGGGGGUGCUGAGCCUGGGGGUGCUGAGCCUGGGGGUGCUGGGCCUGGGGGUGCUGGGGCUGCAGGUGCUGGGACUGAGGGUGCUGGAGCUGAGGGUACGGUGCCUGAGAGUACGGAGCCUGGGGGUGCUGCGCCUGGGGGUGCUGAGCCUGCGGGUGCGGGGCCUGGGAGUGCUGGGACUGCAGGUGCUGGAGCUGAGGGUACUGUGCCUGAGAGUUUGCCGCCUGGGGGUGCUGAGCCUGGGGGUGCUGAGCCUAGGGGUACUGAGCCUGCGGGUACUGAGCCUGGGGGUGCUGCUACUGAGCCUACGGAGCCUCGGGUUACUGCGUCUGGGGGUGCUCCGGUUCGGGGUGCUGAGCAGUCUCUCACACCGCAGCAGCUUCGUGACUGGUACGUCCGACGCUUUCGCCGUCCUAGUGGCUCGGCUGGAGUUGGGGGUGCUGGAGCUGCUCGUCCUGGGGGUGCUCGUACUGGGGGUACUGGAGCUGCCGGGACUGGCUGUUCUGGGAGCACUGCGACUGGAGCUGCUGGAGCUGGGGACUCUGGCGCUGGCGGUGCUAGCGGAGUUGGAGCUGCCGACUCUGGGGGUGGCGCUGCUGCUGGUGCUGCGGACCCACCUGGUGGAGCUGCUGCUGGUGCUGAGGAGUCGGACGGUGGAGCUGCUGCUGGAGCUGGGGACCCGGCCGGUGGAGCUGCUGCUGGUGCUGUGGACCCGGACGCUGGAGCUCCUACUGGUGCUGAGGACCCGGCCGCUGGAGUCCCUUCUGCUUCUGGAGACGCUGCGCGGCCGCGACCGUACUUCGUACCGCUCCUUCAGCAGGUUCUUGGGCAGGCUCCUCCUCCUUUUCCUCCUCCCUCCGUAGAGUGUCCUCCGCCUGUCCAGCCGCAGUCACAGUUACCGCCUGCCUCGCCUCUCCCUGCUCCCUCUCCUUAUACUGGUCCCACAGGAGGUCUUACAGAGCGUCGUGAGCCUGAGUCUCGUCCUGCGUCGCCUGUUCGUCCUGCUCGCACUGCUAGUCGUGUCCGUCGUGAGCGUCCUCCUCCUGUCCCAGGCACUCACUACAUGACUCUGCGUCCCUCUACUGCUCCUCGGCGUGUCCCUCUACCGUCUCCUCCUGCGUCCUCUUUGCCUGACGUUCCGGACCCUGAGUCUGACCGGUAUCGCGCUGAGCACCCUACAGUCACGCGUCUCCUCGCUACUGUUGUCACUGACCCUACCUUUGAGUCCUCGGCUGCGUCUGCUCUGGUCGCUGAGUUGGUUGACUUUGCUGCUGCCUGUCGUCUAGACUACGCUGCUAGCCUUGUUGCUGAGUCAGAGUCUGCGUCUGUCUGUCCUCCGUCCGUCGGGGGUGAGUGUGCUCUUGGCACGGACGUCCUUGAGGACAGGCAGGAGGACUUUGACUCUCUUGCGGCUGCUGUACCUCAUCUCGUGGCCUGGUUGCUUGCCCCUGAGGGAGACCCGGAUGCACUAGACAUCCCCACUCCGCGCACUUACGCAGAGGCGAUCUCGGGUCCCUACUCCUCUCAGUGGCAGACAGCCAUGGACGCAGAGAUGGCAUCCUGGAAGUCCACAGGCACCUACGUCGACGAGGUUCCCCCUCCUGGGGCAAACAUCGUCGAUGGCAUGUGGAUUUUCAGGGUGAAGCGGCCGCCAGGUUCUCCGCCUGUCUUCAAGGCUCGUUACGUUGCUAGAGGCUUCAUGGAGUCUCCGCCGGCCAGUCUACGGUCUCCGCCAGGCGCCACGUGA
This is a messenger RNA of Closterium sp. Yama58-4, 1902 nucleotides long. The record is from the annotation of a GenBank genome assembly. NCBI's taxonomy places the organism in Eukaryota, Viridiplantae, Streptophyta, Zygnematophyceae, Desmidiales, Closteriaceae.